This is a messenger RNA of Microthlaspi erraticum, 1653 nucleotides long. The record is from the annotation of a GenBank genome assembly. NCBI's taxonomy places the organism in Eukaryota, Viridiplantae, Streptophyta, Magnoliopsida, Brassicales, Brassicaceae.
AUGGCGGUUUAUUACCAAAGUAAUGUCGGCUGUUACCAGCAAGAACCAGUCUAUCUCAACCAUCAACAACAACAACAAGCUUCUCCUUCCUCCGCCGCCGCAUCUUUCUCCGGCGCCGGCGGCGAUCAUGUUCGAAACGAGAUGGUAUUUAUCCCACCCACCACCGGAAACGUCGUAACAGGUCUUCAAAACAUCAACGGAAACGUUACCGGAAACGGUGCCGUUUCGAGCAGCGAUCUAAGCUUUCACGACGGUCAAGGACUGUCACUAAGUCUCGGCACUCAGAUCUCUGUUCCUUCGUUUCACUACCAUCAGUACCAAAUGGGUUUCCCCCAAAAUCCCCCACUCUCGGUUAAGGAAACGCCACCGUUCAAUGUAGAUGAGAUCGGUGCGAAGAGCAAAGAGAUGUUGUUGUUGUCUCAAUCUGAUCAUUCCUCUGGUUUUGCUGGUAACGGCGGAAUCGGAUUCUACAACAAUUUCCGGUUUAACGAAACGUCAGGAGGGUUUAUAAGCAGCGUUUUGCGCUCUCGGUACCUUAAACCGGCUCAGAGUUUGCUCGAUGAAGUGGUUAGCGUCAAGAAAGAGCUAAACCAGAUGAGGAAGAAGAAGAAAAGUGAAGACUUUAACAACGGUUCCAAGGAGACAGAAGGAGGAGGAGGAGGAGGCAGUGGCGAGUUAUCCAACGAUUCUAACGGCAAAUCAAUAGAGUUGUCUGCAACUGAACGUCAAGAGCUUCAGAACAAGAAGAACAAGCUUUUGACAAUGGUUGAUGAGGUAGAUAAAAGAUAUAACCAAUAUUACCAUCAAAUGGAAGCAUUAGCAUCAUCAUUUGAGAUAGUAGCGGGGCUUGGAUCAGCUAAGCCUUACACAUCAGUGGCUCUCAACAGGAUCUCUUGCCAUUUCCGGUCUCUUCGCGACACGAUAAAGGAACAAAUUCAGAUUAUCAGGGACAGACUUGGGGAGAAAGGAGGAGAGUCGUUGGAUGAGCAGCAAGGAGAGAGGAUACCUAGACUGAGGUAUUUAGACCAACGGUUGAGACAGCAGAGAGCUUUGCAUCAACAGCUUGGAAUGGUUCGACCCGCUUGGAGACCUCAAAGAGGUCUCCCUGAGAACUCUGUCUCUGCUCUUCGCGCUUGGCUCUUUGAACAUUUCCUUCACCCAUACCCGAAAGAAUCUGAGAAAAUGAUGCUUGCGAAACAGACAGGACUGUCGAAAAACCAGGUUGCGAAUUGGUUCAUAAACGCGAGAGUUCGUCUAUGGAAACCGAUGAUCGAAGAGAUGUAUACAGAAGAGUUUGGUGAAGCACCUGAGUUACUAAUCUCCAAGUCAUCUCAAGAACCGAACCAAGAAGACUCCUCCUCGCAGCAGAACCACCAGCAGGAAAACAACAACAACAACAACCUCAAUUAUUCAUCUGCGGACACAACAAACACUGUCUUCUCAUCAGAAACUAAACAAGACCUUGUUCCAGGCAAUGUUGCUGAGCAUCCACAACAACAACAACAACAACAACAGAUGAACCGGCCAGCGGAUUACGAUACACUGAUGAACUAUCACGGCUACGGUCUCGAAGAUUACCGUUACAUUGGCGGAAACAGCCAGCAAGACAGCAGAUUCUCCAAUUCCCAUCACUUACACGACUUUGUCGUCUGA